GCGUCAAGUCGCCGCAUCGAAGCAGGUGGAGGAACUCGGAAGUGAGGCGCUGCUCGCCCCAAAGAUGGUGUCUUCCUCGACGUAGUGUCAUAUAAACAGACGAAAUAUGAGUGUUUAACAUAUAAUCUAAAGGCGACAAAUUGACAUAUGUAACAUGUGAAGGUGUGACUAGUCCUGAGAAUUAACAAGCUGCCUCUGAAGGCGGACAGUAUGUUUCCCAGCAGAACCGACGGAGGCUCCUACACGGAUAAUCUCAUUGGGACUUUACUUGCUAUAUUUGGAAAUGUGCUCGUCAGCAUCUCCUUAAGUGUUCAGAAAUUCAGCCACGUGACGUUAGCAGGCACCAAGGACCCCCGUGCCUUCUACCGCUCUAAGACCUGGUGGUGCGGCUUCGUCCUCACCUGCCUCGGCGAGGGCGCCAACUUCGUCUCUUAUGCCUUCGCCCCCCUUUCUCUCGUAGCACCUCUAAAUGCCGUGUCUGUGCUUGCAAGCUCAAUUUUGGGCCUUAUUUUUCUGCGUGAGAAAUCGAAGCCAAAGGACUUUGCAAAGCAAUAUGGGCUGUCGUUCCUGGGCAGUAUCCUAACCAUAGGAGGAACGUACCUCUUCGUGUCAUUCGGACCAAACUCUCAUGAAAAACUCAAAGCGGAAAACAUUGUGACGCACAUGGUGGGAUGGCCUGUUCUCUUGUAUCUGCUCCUGGAGAUCAUCACAUUCUGCCCGCUUCUAUACUUCUACAAACAGCGUCGCGCUAACUACCUCGUUAUCAUUCUGCUGCUGGUCGCUCUGCUGGGCUCUGUCACAGUCAUAACAGUCAAGGCAGUGUCAGGCAUGUUGAUUCUCACCAUCGAAGGCACCAUGCAGCUCAACUACCCGAUCUUCAGCGUCAUGUUUGUGUGCAUGGUGGCUUCAGCGGUCUUCCAGGCCAAAUUUCUCUCCCAAGCUUGUAAGCUGUACGAUUGCUCUUUGAUUGCCAGCGUCAACUACAUCCUCUCCACUGUCUUUGCCAUAGUAGCUGGAGCUGUGUUUUACUUAGAGUUUAAGAAUGAAGACGUCCUUCACAUCUGCAUGUUUUUGUUGGGAUCUGCAUUCUGUUUCGUGGGGGUCUUCCUCAUCACCAAAAACAGGAAAAGGACCAAGACCUUUGAGCCGUGUGUAACUAUGGAUAUGACCAAUGGUGUCCCAACUAUUCAUGACAAAGGCUUGGUAGACUUCAAUGGCUCUUUCUCUUAUGGAGCUCUGGUCAACAAUGAUGGAGUGGCUCCUGCUAAUGUACCAGUCGACCUGGAACAACCACCAGUCAGCUCAAGAGCCACCAAAGCAUCUGACCUCAAGAAAGACUAAAAGGGCGGACUUCUUAAGGACAUUGAAAGGCCAACAUGGGCACAUUCCGUUUUCUUUUUUUUCCCCAAAUAUUCACGAGACCAAACUCCAGCCCAGUAGGGGUGUUGUACUGUAGAUGUUAUUUCACUCUGCCUUACACUCCUCCUCACAUGCUCUCCUUUCUGAAAUCUCUAAACCAAAACCUUGAAAAGCAUGUCUUUUUUUUUUUUUUGGAGAAGUUGUCAGCUGUAUUUAUUCAGAUAAUGAAGGGAAGAAACCUGAAGCUGCUGCUGCUGAACGUUGUUGUGGAUUCACAGCGUCAGAAAUAUGGCAGCAGAGACAGUGUGGUGCCUUGAAGCUUACUGCCUGUACUCUUUGUUUGCUUUGAGAUGUAAGGACUCACCUCCGUGACUCUCAUUUUGGAACACACGGUGAUCUGUUACUCAUCAAAUCCAGGUUUCUUACCAACAAUGUUGUAUUAUGUAGCUGCAGACCUUUUCAGAGGACUUGCCAAUGAACAUUUUAACUUUAAAACAUCUGUCUUAUAUGCACAGAUUUAACUCCAUUUUCUGCCAGUUAUUCUUGGAAAUUCAUCGUAUUAUUGCUUUUCCUGACGUGACCAAACAAUGGGUGCAAUUUUUCUAAUUUAUUGUAUUUAUUAAUUUUCAACUAUGCUUUUAGUGUGCCUUAUAAAGUAGCUGUACAUUGGAUCACUAACUGGAAGGUGGCACAAAACCAACUGGAAUAAAAAAUCUGAAACUAUUAAAAAGAAUGUGAUACCACGUUGACUCAGAUACAAGAAGAGUGAAUCACGUUCCAAUCUUAAAAUUACUGAUAAGCUGUAAAACUAGGUGAAUCUGUACUGUAAGUAUAGAAGGGUACUCUAUUGUAGAAAGUCUACAUUUUGUUUUUAGAUUUAGAUCAUUUUGAUUGCCUCUUUAAAAUGAUGCCUUGAUGUUUCUGAUGUCAAACAAACCAAGAAAUGAAACUAAAAGUAUGCAGUUAAUGUUGCUGAAGUACACUGUUUGUAGUAUUUGUAGUACAAUGUGUUUUUUGUAAAUAUCAAAUAUAAUGCAGCAACAAGCAACAUGUCUACGAAGCCUUCUGUGAUUAAGGACUUGGAGUGCUUUAAGUACUUCGUUAUGAAUCGAUGGCUGCAUAACUUGGAUCCACUCCUCCUCUACAUAAUGUGGCAGUUCAUUUCUACAGUGUUAAUAAAACAGAGUCUUCUCUCAGUU
Molecule: messenger RNA, 2558 nt
Organism: Acanthopagrus latus (yellowfin seabream)
Lineage: Eukaryota; Metazoa; Chordata; Actinopteri; Spariformes; Sparidae
Gene: nipal3
Product: NIPA like domain containing 3
Exons: 11
Coding region: 211-1341 (376 amino acids)
Biological process (GO): magnesium ion transport
Cellular component (GO): membrane
Molecular function (GO): magnesium ion transmembrane transporter activity
Source: RefSeq, a predicted model, not a curated record